This is a messenger RNA of Centruroides sculpturatus (bark scorpion), 1850 nucleotides long. RefSeq names its product telomere length and silencing protein 1 homolog. The transcript has 10 exons. Bases 8 to 937 code for a protein of 309 amino acids. Gene Ontology annotation, cellular component: spliceosomal complex. NCBI's taxonomy places the organism in Eukaryota, Metazoa, Arthropoda, Arachnida, Scorpiones, Buthidae. The record is from RefSeq and is a predicted model, not a curated record. Gene Ontology annotation, biological process: mRNA splicing, via spliceosome.
AAUAAAAAUGGCGGACAGCGUCGAGCAGGAUAGUGAUGUGAAAACAGAAAGACAAAUUAAAUUUAAAUCGAAGAAGAAAAAUUUAAGACGUCGAACCUCGUCUGAUAGUGACGAAGAAAGGGAAUCAGAAAACUUUAGAUCAAUCUUGGAAGAUGCAAAAGAAAUAAGAAAAUUACGCAAGAGAUGCAAUGGUGUCAGUGCCAUUGGUCUUGCUUUUGGAAAAAAAUUGACUACAGAAGAAGAGAUGAUAACUGAAGAUCCAUUUAAAUUAAAAACUGGUGGUAUGGUCAAUAUGAAGGCUUUGAAACAAGGAAGGACAGGCAUUGAAGAAUUAGAUGCUGUAAAUCUCGGUAAUACCUUUUCUGCAGAAACCAAUCGACGUGAUGAAGAUGCAGAUAUGAUGAAAUACAUAGAAGAAGAACUGGCAAAGCGUAAAGGAGUGGAGAAUGCAGAAGAAAAUGAUCAGGAUAAUAAAGUAAUGAAACCAGAAGAUGUUCUGUUUGAAGUACCAGAGCAUUUAAGACGAUCGUCAUCUAAAAAAUCAGAAGAAAUGUUGUCCAAUCAAAUGCUAUCGGGAAUACCAGAAGUUGAUCUAGGAAUUGAUGAAAGAAUAAGAAAUAUAGAAGCAACCGAAGAAGAAAAACAAAAAUUAUUAAGAGAAAGAAUGAUAAAGAAAGAGAGUGGUACUUCAUUUGUUCCAACCAACAUGGCUGUCAAUUUUGUUCAGCACAACAGAUUCAAUAUUGAAGAAACUGACAUUCCCAAACCAAAACGACAGAAGAAAAAUAGACCUCAACCAGUCGUAGUAAUUGGAGAUGCAGAUCACUCUCUAGGAAUUGCAGAUAACAUUCACAAGUCGAAGAAAGCUGAAGACGAAGAGAAAGCAACAGACGAUUUUCAUUUUGAAAAGUUCAAGAAACAAUUUAGAAGAUAUUAAAAAAAUCUUCAUUAUAUUAUUCAUCAUUGUCAUCAUCAUGUUUAAGUGUAAAUAGUGUAUAAAAUACUUUAUAAUUUUUGAUAAUGUCAAGCAUUUUUUGUCUUUUAAUAAUUGAAAGACUCUUAGCUUUAAUCAAUUCACAUAAUAAUAAUUUAAUGAAAAUUUGGAGGUAUUAAAAUAUUUAUUGAGAUAUCAAAUCUCUUGUUUUCAUUAAAUAAUUUUAUUUUAAAAUUUCUACCUUGAUAAAGUACUUGAAUCUAUAUACAAAUUUUUUCUAUAUUCAUAAUUCAUUAUGCUUAUUUGAAUUAUUAAUGAACAAUGGAUAAAGUUAUUAAGGUAGUUCUAUAUAACUCCCAUGCCUUUUGUCAAAAUUUCUGAAAUUUUGUGGGAAAGUUUGCCUAUUAGGAGCAUUGAUGCUACUAAAUUUUGGCAGUUAAAGGUCAAGGAGGUCAUAUGUAUCUCCAGUAGGAUGGGAUUUAAUAAUUUACAGUUUAUGAAUACAGUUUAAUUAAAUAAAAAGUAGAAUCUACUUUUCCGUAUAUUUAAACACUGUACCAUUUAAAAUACCAUGUAAAAUACAAAACCACUUAUAAAAUUAUAUUCAACAAAGUACUCUAUGAUUAGCAUUCUUAAGUUAGGUAUUGAUGUCAUAAGAAAUGUUUAUUAUGAUAUAUUUAGAGCUGUAUGCUCAUCUAAUAACUCAUAGUAAUUAAUGCUCAAUCUGGAAUAGAAAUUAUAUAAGUUCUCACUGUCAUUUAAAAAAUACAGUACCAACAAUUCUGUCUGAUAUAUCGAUACUGUAUAAUGUACUGAAAUGGUAAGGCCUAUUCACGCUUCUGUAAUGUAAUAAUUUUAAAAUGAUUAAUUGUAUCAUUUACUUACACAAUUGAUUAAUUGAUGAAGAAAUUUAAUC